Geodia barretti is the source of this 1351-nucleotide messenger RNA. The record is from the annotation of a GenBank genome assembly. NCBI's taxonomy places the organism in Eukaryota, Metazoa, Porifera, Demospongiae, Tetractinellida, Geodiidae.
AAACUUUUGCAACUUUCACUAACGCAAUGUUUGCUACCAACUAUUUUCUCGUUUCUUUUAUCUUGAUCCAUCAUAUUUCUGUGGUGCCGGUGCUGUCGAGCUGCCCGGAGAGUUUUACUGCCACCAACGUCUCUGCACUUGGCCUGACCGUUUCUCCCGUUUACACUGGUUCCAGCGACUGCGACUGCAAGUGCGCCGUUGGAGUGGAUUCGAACGGCAGUUUGUCCACGGGUUCUGGCACAUGCAGUGAGAGUACGGCGGAGAACACCACCCUUGGGUUUCUGAUAGCGAUAACAGUGACCAACGCCAUCUUGCUGGUGGCCCUGAUAGUUAUAGUGGUACUAUAUGGAGUCAUCGCUUUCAGGAAUAAAUACGGCUGGGUGAAAUCCAGUGUCAAACAGUCCAACACAAAUAUCAAUGAUGCAUACGGAAUAUUAGAUUUAAACGAUGAAGGCACCUAUUCAAACCAUGGCUACAGUCAGGUAGAAGCUGCAGAGACCGAAGCUCAACACCUGAAAGUAACAAAAACUGAUGAAGACACCUAUUCCAACCUUGCCUAUAGCCUGGUGGAGUCUGCUGGUACCGAAGACCAACGCCUCAGCACAGCCCUUCUCCUCCCAAACAGUGAUGCCGGAGAUACUGAAGAUAAUGAAUACUCCUACACUGACCUCCGGUUUCACAACUUUAAGUCAGACGCUAAGCCAGGGAAAAAAUCAGAGCAAGGGAAAGAAGAGGGAGAGAAAUCCGAGCCAGUGAAAGAAAAAGGAGAUAAAACAGCAGAGCCGGGGAAGAAAGAUAGAGCUGACGCAAAAGCUACUGCAGCUGAGAAUCCGAUGGUGAAGGCUACCAGUGGUGAGACAGCAGAAGAGAAACUGGAGUACACUCCAGUCAUUGAAAUAACUAAGGACGGAGCCAAAAGUACCAACAAUGAAGACACAAAAACAGCAGCUUCCCCUUUUGGGGUCAUCUUGAAAUCGACUGAAUCUUCUUCCUCUUCUGCCGCAGUUUCAAAGUCAAAGAAAGAUCCGAAAUCGGCUCAACCCCAAAAAAUCUGCUGCAACUUCGAAGCAAAAGAAAGAUCUGCAAUCAACCGCAUGUGCACUAGCUUCAGCAGCUGCUUCAAAGGCCAAGAAAGAAUCGAAGAUGGCUCAAUCCAAAAUCGCAUUUGUUUCAAAGUUCAAGAAAGAUUCGAAACCAGCCGCCAGUGCUCAAGCUGCUGCCGAGAAUGAGGAGAAGAAAGAAACAAAGGCCAAAAGCGGUGGAGCUGCAGGCAAAUAACUGUUGAACAGGACAGUACAGAUGGUGCUGUAAGUGUUUUUAUGUAGCGUUGCACGUAGUAUAGUGAUCGGAG